AGCAGUGCCAUGUGGAGGAUGCAGGUAGUGCUGGGCCACCUUUCUGGCAGUCCGGAGUCUGGCCCCUCGCUGCAGGCUGCGCAGUGCCUCGGUGGCUUCCCGCAGGCUGCGGCCGAGGACGUGGUGGUGGUGCACGGACGACGCACGGCCAUUGGCCGAGCUGGCCGCGGCGGCUUCAAGGACACCACCCCCGAUGAGCUGCUGUCAGCUGUCUUGAGCGCGGUUCUCCGGGAUGUGAAUCUGAAUCCCAAACAGCUAGGAGACAUCUCCGUGGGAAAUGUGCUUCAGCCUGGGACUGGGGCCAUCAUGGCUCGGAUUGCCCAAUUCCUGAGUGGCAUUCCAGAGACUGUGCCUUUGUCCACUGUCAAUAGGCAGUGCUCAUCUGGGCUGCAGGCAGUGGCCAAUAUAGCUGGUGGCAUAAGAAAUGGGUCUUAUGACAUUGGCAUGGCCUGUGGGGUGGAGUCCAUGUCCCUGUCUGGGAGAGGAAGGCCAGGAAAUUAUACUGUACGCAUGCUGGAGAAUGACAAGGCCAGAGACUGCCUGAUCCCAAUGGGGAUAACCUCAGAGAAUGUGGCUGAGCGAUUUGGUAUUACCCGGGAGAAGCAAGAUGCCUUUGCUCUGGCCUCCCAGCAGAAGGCAGCAAGGGCCCAGAGCAGAGGCUGUUUCCGUGACGAGAUUGUGCCUGUCACCACCACCAUUCGAGAUGACAAGGGCAAUAAGAAGAUCAUCACAGUGUCACAGGAUGAGGGCAUUCGCCCCAGUACCACCAUGGCAGGCCUGUCCAAGCUGAAACCUUCCUUCAAGGAUGGCGGCUCCACCACGGCAGGAAACUCUAGCCAGGUGAGUGAUGGAGCAGCAGCUGUCCUGCUGGCCCGGAGGUCCAAGGCAGAAGAGUUGGGCCUUCCCAUCCUCGGGAUCCUAAGGUCUUAUGCUGUAGCUGGGGUCCCACCUGACAUCAUGGGCAUUGGACCUGCCUAUGCCAUUCCUAUAGCACUGGAAAAAGCAGGGCUGACAGUAAAUGAUGUGGACAUCUUUGAGAUCAAUGAAGCCUUCGCAAGCCAGGCUGUCUACUGUGUGGAAAAGCUUGGCAUCCCUCCUGAGAAACUAAACCCUCUAGGGGGCGCAGUGGCUCUGGGCCACCCCCUGGGUUGCACAGGAGCACGACAAGUCAUUACACUGCUCAACGAGCUGAAGCGCCGUGGAAAGAGGGCAUACGGCGUGGUAUCCAUGUGCAUGGCAACUGGAAUGGGAGCUGCUGCUGUGUUUGAGUACCCUGGGAACUGAGGGACUGGCUCCAGGCUGUACCCAGACAUCCUCUCUGGAUGCCAGAGAGAGACGCUACAGAAGCAAGUUCAGAUGACACUUCAGCACUGGUAGUAUGGGAAGAACAGAUAAAUUAAGGCAUUUUACAAUGUUUGAAAAUGUGAACACUGGUGAUACAGUACAGGAACAGGUGGAAGCUUGGCUGAACCUCUCAAGAUUCUCCUGAUCUGGGGCAAAAGCCAGUGUGGAUUACAAGGCCACAGGAGUUGUGUUAACUCCUGAGUGAUGGAAACCCUUAAAUCAGGGGUACAAUGGACGAAAUAAAUUCUGUCUCCUCCUA
Messenger RNA from Octodon degus (degu), 1603 nucleotides. It is a transcript of the gene Acaa1, whose product is annotated as acetyl-CoA acyltransferase 1. Bases 10 to 1284 code for a protein of 424 amino acids. The record is from RefSeq and is a predicted model, not a curated record. NCBI's taxonomy places the organism in Eukaryota, Metazoa, Chordata, Mammalia, Rodentia, Octodontidae. Gene Ontology annotation, molecular function: acetyl-CoA C-acyltransferase activity. Gene Ontology annotation, biological process: fatty acid beta-oxidation; phenylacetate catabolic process. The transcript is spliced from 12 exons. Gene Ontology annotation, cellular component: peroxisome.